ACAAACACGUCUACAUGUUUUGACAACGGUCACCUUUCCACAGCAAGCAUGGGCAAUACCUAAAUAAAUUAAUCUAAAAUAAUCUGUUGUUGUUGUUUAAAUGGCAGAUCCAGAGGUUGACCAAAUGACAAGACUGAGACUGAAAAUGCUGGAAAAGAGACUGGAGAAUGAGAGAAAUGACACCACUGAACGAGAGGGUUCUACCCUUUCUACAAGAAGUAAUUAUGGGCAUGCAGAUGCAUUACAUAGCGCUCUGAGAAGGAAGAGAAACCUCUUAAAGAAACUGAGGGAACAACAUCUGAUGGAGGAUCUGGAAAGGCCACACACAUGGGGUGGAUCUCAUAGACAAAAUCAUUAUAAACCUCUAUAUGGGCCACUCCAGCCUGUGCCUCCCAUCCACAUUUACCAAAAUGCACCAUCUGAACAUCAACCUCUACUCCCACCAUCUGUCCCGCAGGCCCCUCGAAUCAUUCAACACACUAUUCCCCAACAGCCAUCUACCAUUAUCCAGCAGUUACCUCAGCAGCAGCCUCUUAUCACACAAAUCCCACCACCACAAACUUUGCCCUACAGAUCAGGAAGCAUUAAAGAAGACAUGGUGGAGCUGAUGCUCAUGCAGAAUGCUCAGAUGCACCAGAUCAUCAUGCACAAUAUGAUGCUGAAGGCUCUUCCACCAAUGGCCAUGUUGCCAGAAGGAAACCCCAGUCAAGUCACAUCUCUAGCCUCACAUCCAGGGCAGGAACAUUAUUCAACAUCCAGAGGAGGAGCUGUUCAUCAUCACCAUUAUUAUGGCUCCCAGAGUCCACCUCUGCCUCCAAUAGGCUACACUGGUUGGCCUUCUUUUAUGCCAGCAGGACAAGGAGGGACUUUUCUGCCACAUGGGAUUGGUUCUGUAACUCUGCCCCCCUUAAACACUAUGGGAACUGAUGCGGUGAAUCCCAGGAUUCCAACUGGACAAUGAUGUUAAACUCUGCCUCUUCUUUGCUUUUGAUCCCUAAUCCUCCUACAUUAAAACAAAGUUUUAGCUUUUUUGUUUAAACUACUUAUUUAAAAUGAGCUAAAUUAACACAUUUUAGUUGUUUUUAGGACAACUUCAUUGCUUUAUGUUCAAUCCACUUCAAUUUGCAAAAACAAUUAUGGUAGCUUAAUCGAUUUGUAUUGGGACAACAUGAAGGAAUUGUGUGGAACUCUGCUGUUUUACUGUGUAAUUUGAUCCCUAUAUAUAUACAUAUAUACACACACACACACAUACAGUAUGUAUAGAUAUUAUUAUUUAUUUAAAGAAACAUUGUGUUAGACUGGGACUUAACGCAUCACUUACAACUUUAAUUGACAUCUUUGUGUCGUUCUGAUUGUUUCUAUUCUCAUUUGUAAGUUAUUUUGGUAAAUUCAUCUAAAAAAUAAAUGUGUUUCAUAUACAUAAAUACAAUUUAAGAAA
Molecule: messenger RNA, 1438 nt
Organism: Danio rerio (zebrafish)
Lineage: Eukaryota; Metazoa; Chordata; Actinopteri; Cypriniformes; Danionidae
Product: zgc:112416
Source: RefSeq, marked validated